GUUGCAUAUGCCGAACAGUAUCACCCAGUCGAGAUCAUUCCAACGUCCUGGCUUGCUGCCGCAGUGGCGAUCGUACCAAUCACGGCCCAUACUGGGCCUGGAUUGCGCCGAAACCUCUGGGUUGUUCACUCGUUCGAUCGCGUGAGUUUACCUUAUACCCCGCAUACACCGGCUUAA
This is a messenger RNA of Epithele typhae, 177 nucleotides long. RefSeq lists its product as uncharacterized. NCBI's taxonomy places the organism in Eukaryota, Fungi, Basidiomycota, Agaricomycetes, Polyporales, Epitheliaceae. The record is from RefSeq and is a predicted model, not a curated record. The transcript has a single exon. The annotation marks the transcript as partial.